Amphimedon queenslandica is the source of this 1019-nucleotide messenger RNA. Its product is annotated as E3 ubiquitin-protein ligase rnf213-alpha-like. The transcript is spliced from 6 exons. The annotation marks the transcript as partial. NCBI's taxonomy places the organism in Eukaryota, Metazoa, Porifera, Demospongiae, Haplosclerida, Niphatidae. The record is from RefSeq and is a predicted model, not a curated record. Gene Ontology annotation, molecular function: ubiquitin-protein transferase activity; ATP hydrolysis activity.
AGCUUAUACCACAAAAUAGGCACUUAAGUGCAAUUGACUUUUAUCCUGGAUUUCCUAAUUUGUAUGUCACAUCAAGUGCUGAAAUCCUACAAACAGUGCUUAUGAUUUAUUCCAAAGACAAAGAAAUGCCUCUUCCAACUCAAGAAGAAGUAUUAAUUUGUAAUGAAAAGACAACUGCUGAAGAGGUAAUUUUGUUAUGGCGCAGGGCUAUUUUUGAUCCUGGACAUAAAAGAAUUUUUUGCUUAGUUCAUGGUGAAAAACUAUCGUAUUCUACAUGCGAAGAAUCAUUGAGAGAACUCAACAGAUUGAAGCAGGGGAAAAAAGGCUAUCGUCUUGUAUUGUUAUGUAGUAAUAAUGAAGAUUCUCUUCAUUUUAUUACUGCAUUACAUUCUUAUAAAAGGAGUAAUCCUGAUAUAUCAGGACCUAUUCUAAAAGAAUAUCUACUACAUCACCUUAUUAAGCCAAAGCAUACAAGUAUUGGCACAAUUUCUUCUGCUAUACAAGCAUCUUCUGUAGAUCCACAUUGUUCCUAUGUCCGUAUUGUUCAAUCUAAAAAUCCUGGGAAUGGAAAGUCAUUAUAUAUUCAGCGUUUAGGAGAAAGGCUGAUGAACUCAUUAAAUAUUGAAAUACCAAUAAUAAGAAUCCCUAUUCAUGGACCUGAUGUUCCUUACAAUAAUAUUUUAAAUAAACUUAGUGAUCUGACACAAGAUGAUACGAAAAUUAUUCACUUUGAUAUUGCAUCCACAAUGCUGAAAAAAGUGGAAAGUUUUUUGUUUUAUGUUCUUGUUUUGGGCUAUUUGAAAGAUCUUAGAGGAAAUACGUGGAGAAGGCAAAUUUCACAAAUGUAUACUAUUGAAGUUACUCUAUCUGACCGCCAAAAUCAUGAAGCUACUUACAAUUUGUUGCGUUUAUUUCCAAAAGCAUUGUGUUUAUCACCAAGUAACUGUCGCUAUAUUAACAAGUCCAAUGCAUGUGAGUCGACAUGUAGAUCUACUAGAAGCUUUUAUUUGUGGAUUAUU